CGGUCAUACUGUUUCUUAAACAUUUACCAGCCAGACCCGAAACACCUAAGAUAUGGGAAAACUUACGCUCUACGGAAUCGAUGGAAGUCCUCCAGUCCGCUCGGUGCGCCUCACCUUGGCCGCCCUGGGUUUGGAAUACGAGUACAAGAUCGUCAACCUGCCGGAGAAGGAGCACUUAAAGCCGGAAUUCCUUAAAAUUAAUCCACUGCAUACGGUGCCCGCCAUAGAUGACGAUGGUUUCUACCUGGCCGAUAGCCAUGCCAUCAACUCCUACCUGGUGAGCAAGUAUGGCAAGGAUGAUUCUCUGUACCCCAAGGAUCUGAAGAAGCGAGCCAUUGUCGAUCAGCGUCUGCACUACGACUCCGGUGUGGUCACGUCCACCGGAACAGCUAUUACUUUCCCGCUCUUCUGGCAGAACCAGUCGGAGAUUCCACAGGCCAAAAUCGAUGCCCUGGAAGGUGUGUACAAGACCCUGAAUCUGUUCCUGGAAAGUGGCGACUACCUGGCUGGAGACAACCUGACCAUUGCCGAUUUCCACAUCACUGCCGCCAUAACCGGCUUUGUGGUGUUCCUGCCAGUGGAUGCCACCAAGUAUCCCAAACUUGCUGCCUGGAUCGAGCGCAUCAAGGAGCUGCCCUACUACGAGAAGGCCAACGGCAUCCCGGCUACCCAAAUCAUCGAGUUCAUCAAGAGCAAAAACUUUACUAUUGUCUAAGAAAUCUUCUAACAUACUCAAAAUAAAUUAUUAAAAAUAAACACAAA
Molecule: messenger RNA, 762 nt
Organism: Drosophila subpulchrella
Lineage: Eukaryota; Metazoa; Arthropoda; Insecta; Diptera; Drosophilidae
Product: glutathione S-transferase 1-1-like
Exons: 1
Coding region: 53-715 (220 amino acids)
Biological process (GO): glutathione metabolic process
Molecular function (GO): glutathione transferase activity
Source: RefSeq, a predicted model, not a curated record